Penaeus chinensis is the source of this 351-nucleotide messenger RNA. RefSeq lists its product as uncharacterized. The transcript is spliced from 4 exons. NCBI's taxonomy places the organism in Eukaryota, Metazoa, Arthropoda, Malacostraca, Decapoda, Penaeidae. The record is from RefSeq and is a predicted model, not a curated record. Bases 1 to 351 code for a protein of 116 amino acids.
AUGUCUUUCAAGGUCGCUGUCCUCGCCUGCGUGGUUGUCGUCGCUCUGUGCGACAAGGCCCCAGUCCACGCACCUCAUCCCCCCGUCUAUACUCCUAGGCCUGCCUAUCACGCCCCUGCACCUUAUCACGCCCCCGAACCCGCCUACCACGCCCAUGCACACCACGAGCCAGAAUACCCUGAUGUGCCCCCGAAGUACAACUACAACUACGGCGUCGCCGACAGCUACUCCGGCGCCAACUUCGCCGCCUCGGAGUCCCGCGACGAAUAUAACUCUUUUGACACCCAGUUAGAUUUAGAUCAUCCCGAAUCAGAGUUUUAUAAGAUAAUUUUGCAAAUACUCACAAUAUAG